AUGUGGGAAGGCUUCUGGAAACGGCCAGUCGCCAGUCACUGGGAUGCUUCGAGAAUCAAACAACACUACUCGUGGGACAUGGUAGUACGGUACGGACGGAGUACAUUGUGUAGCAUCAUCGCACACAAAGUCCAGCCAAAUACGCUGGGGCGGCCCUCUCCAAUCCCUGAACCAUUCUGGAAUGUGUCCCAUCUGCUUCUCUUCUCCUCUCGCCGCCUCCGCCUCUCUGUCACCGCGUGCGUGAUCUGGAGAGCUCUGGAAACUGUUUCUCCUGUCUCUGAAUAUCUCUCCCGCCAUCACGAUCACGAUUCUUCUCCGGAUCUCCCUUCGCAGCCUCCAUUGCAGCAUUUACUACUUACUCUAUUUGUCACCAAGGAAAGCGGGAAGUCGCAUCGCACUCUCUCACCCUCGAUCAAUCAAUCCCUCGACAACUUCUGA
Molecule: messenger RNA, 438 nt
Organism: Histoplasma capsulatum G186AR
Lineage: Eukaryota; Fungi; Ascomycota; Eurotiomycetes; Onygenales; Ajellomycetaceae
Exons: 3
Coding region: 1-438 (145 amino acids)
Source: RefSeq, a predicted model, not a curated record